This is a messenger RNA of Microstroma glucosiphilum, 516 nucleotides long. RefSeq lists its product as hypothetical. Lineage: Eukaryota; Fungi; Basidiomycota; Exobasidiomycetes; Microstromatales; Microstromataceae. Bases 1 to 516 code for a protein of 171 amino acids. Gene Ontology annotation, cellular component: mediator complex. The record is from RefSeq and is a predicted model, not a curated record. The transcript has 3 exons.
AUGGCUACGACGGCGGCGGCCACAGGUUCAACUCCUGACAGGAGCGGUACGAGUGUCACUACUGCCACUGCCGAGGCCAGCCCCCUGACAAGUCUCGAUGAACGAUCCGACUCCCUAUCCACCCUCUCCUCUUCUCUCUCCGUCGUGCUGCAAAUUGCAAGUACAGCACUUUAUCGUCUUUCGUCUACGCAGCACAUCCAGAUCAAUCCGGACAUUCCCACUCAUACACAUCUGCAUGCAGGAGGCACAGCUCAAGGUGCUGAUGGGCUCAUUGCCCCUGCGCAGAUCAGGGAAGAUGUAAAGGAGAUGACAGAAGAUUUGAUGGAGAGGGUCAAGUGGAUGAAGGAUGAGAUUGGCAGGUUGGAGGCAGAGAGAAAGGAAGCAGAGCAUGAAGAAGCUCUGAUAGCCCUUGACAAGGAGCUCGUGGUAGUCAAUGCCGAAUACGUGGAAGCUCUGGCUGAAGCAGAGGAAUUGCAAAAGGAGAUUGACGCUCUACUGCUACAAUGCUGCUCGUGA